UUGGUGGAGAAGAAAACCCCCGAUAGAAACAUGUUAGGGGGUGAGAAACCACCUUAGGAAACUGGGAUGCUAUCCGAGGGAAGAUGCACGAGCUGCAGGAAAGAAGUGGAAAUGGAUCUGUUGACCUCAUCUGGAAUUUAUAUUGCUUUCAGAAUGGAAAUAGCAGCCCCUCCUGAAAUCGGGUGCGCUCUUCUCCCUGGGUUGCCCUGGCCACCAAGUGCUGCAUUUCUUUCGGGGCACAGCCUGGCUCCUUAGGACAAGGUGCCCCGCUCCCUGCGGGGACGGGAUCGGGAUGGACAUCACAGCGCUGGGGCGGGAGCAGCUGCUGCCGGCAGAAACCUCCCAGGAAGGAGGAGAAGCGGCAGCAAAGGCAGAGAGAAGCAGCCAGGGGGGAGACGUGAGCUGGGAGCCAGCCCAGCCUCGGCACUGCCCUCCAGAGCACAGCGCCGGCCAUCCAGCUCCUCGUAAGCAUUAACCUAACUUGGAAUUGGUAUUUUCUAAAUACAGCAAUUUUGAAUCUUUUCGACGGAUGCUGCUGCACCACCCCGUGGAGCUGCUGGGCGUGCUCCUAGCAGGGCUGCUGGUGCCUUUUAAACAAGCUGCAGAAGUGGAGAGAGCCCUGCAGAGAAGAGUGGCCGUGGUGGGUUCUUCAGUGCUGCUUGUGGUGCCUCUUAACAUUACACUCAUCCACUCCAUACAAUGGGAGCGCCUCAAUGGCACUGUUUCCCACCCCAUCCUGCAGUAUGAGAGGCACAACCUGACCAUCCACAUGCCAUACAUUGCACGAGCCCAUCUGCAUGCAUCCAAUGGAUCUCUCCUCCUGGAGGACCUCCAGGAAAGCGACAGUGGCAUCUACAAAGUGACUGUCAACCGAGCAGAAAGGGAGAGCUUGACUGUCUUGCUGGAUGUCCUCAAGCCCGUGUCUCACCCUCAGCUCUGGAGCAGUGGCCUGGUGGCCAAGGCAAGCGGUGAGGUAGUGUGUGAAGUGGCAGAGGGCAGGGCAGACAUGUUCACCUGGAAAAAGGAUGGGCAGAUGCUUCCCCCAAACAGAAGUUACCACCUCUCUGGAAGUCUCAGUGUUUUGCGCCUGAGGAUGGCAAAGAAGUCGGACUGUGGCUCCUACUCCUGCAAUGCCAGCAAUGGAAUAAGCUGGCAGGAGACUUCCCUGAAUGUCACUGUUGCAGGUCUCUCCCCUCCUUUGCAGGAUGUGCUGAGGAUUUCAGUGGUUGCUGUGGUCUUUGCUGCUGUCUCAGGAUGGGGCAUAAUUUUUCCUGUCUGCCAGUCUGAAAAGCUAAGAAUAAGGGGAGAGCUGUGGAGGUGGCUCAGUGUCUACACCUGUGUGCUGGUGUGCAUCUCCUCCAUCUUAGCUGGUACUGCUGGGCUGCUCUGGAUGAGAGAAGAAGGCCCAUCUGUUGCUGUCAUACUGCCAGAGAUUUUCCUUUUGUAUGUGACUGUCAUCACCUUCCUAGUGGCCUCUACCGUGACAUUCCAGCCUACAAAGCUCGUCCAGCUUAAAAGCACAGCAGCACAGCGCACGAUGGGCUACGCUGCUCCAGGAGGGGUGCUCUUGGUGGUGCUGACGAGCAGCUUCCACAUGAAGAACAUCCACCAACGCCAUGAAGAAGGCUGUGCAGCAUUCAUGGAUGUCACCACCCUUGUGGUCAGCACAGCAGCAGUGUUGGCCCUGCCAAUCCUUGCCAUCUUCCUCUGUUAUCACACCACACAGGGGUGGCUGCAGGAACACAACUCCAGUUGUGCAGACAAGGAAAGGUCCUUUGAGAUGUCCCUGCCCAUCAGCAAGGAUCCUGAUUUAAUCUCCUAGGCAUUGGCGAUAUUUCCUGUUCCUGUGUGGCUGGCUUAACAUGUUAAUAGAUCUGGGUUUCGUAGGUCUGAGCCUGUGAUAUCUUGGUGGUAAACAGCAAUGAAACGAAUCAUUUCAGUCUUUCCUUUCAACACAGCUCUUGGGAUUUCUAAUGCACAUUCUUUUCUGCUUUAAAACCAGAUUCGGAGUUAGAGAAAUGCCCUUCGAACUAGUUACAAGCACAUCUCUCACUAGUUUAUGGCAUUAAUUUGGCUGUGUAUGUUUCUGAGUGUGUGUGUAGGUAACCAACCAUGGCCCCUCCAGCCUUUUCCUGCUGCCACACAGGGCAAGAAGCUUGACUGCUUCUUCUCCACAUGCAGGUGACUUCAAGGUGAUUUACAAGGCAGGUUCAGGCUCUUUUCCCCCUUAUCCACAGCUCUGUGUGCUCCCUGCACACCUCCUGAAGACCUGUGCAAAUGAGAGGGCACACCUAAGGACUGUUGUUCUCACCUGGCAGCAUCUAUGCCUGCAGAUAAUUUCUUGUGCUUUAACUGUAUUUGCUGAAAUGCAAAUUACUCUGUAUAAGCACUUUGCCUGUCACAGACUGACAAUGGCUCUUCUGAUCCUUGCUGGCUUUUUCUGCACAGGAAGGAAAAUAUGUGGUGUUUUGGAGAGUGGUGUGUAGGCCAAAUAUGAGCGUUGUUUGCAUAGAGGAUUUCCUGCCCACACUGCAGCAUGGGGAAGUGGAGGUCUGGUUCCAGGCAGCCAACAGCAUUCUGAAGUGUGAUAUUCAGCUUUUUGCCAGCACUCGAGAGCAUUCUCUGCUGGGCCAGACCGCAUCUGUUUUAGCGGUGAGGGUUAAGAAUUCGUUCCUUUCUAUAGCUUUUAAAAUUCUCUUCUUCAGUUCACCCCAAGCAGCAGUAGCUGAGCGCUCGAGGUUCUGCAUGAGGGUUCCUCGCAGCUGGUCCGAGGGGAAGCAAACACAAACCCUCCCUUUGCAAGGAAAAUAAUCUCCCUGCAACAGCAAACUGAUGGAUGUGGUUACAGGUGGCAGUACCCCCUCUCAGGGGCAUAGGUUGUGUUUGUCUAUCUGCCUGCCACCUGUCACACUUUCCUGUUGCCCUGAUACAUGAAAUUAUCUAUCAAUAUUCUGUCUUUGCUUAGUUUUGUUAGCAGUCUUGGUUUCUCUGCAAUACCAUUAAGCUUUUGAAAGUUAUAUAAUCUAGCAAGCCAGGGCCGGCUGUGGGAUGCAAUGAUCAGACCAUGGAAGGAGAUGCUGGUCUCAGCACAGAGUGCCCCAGUAUAGGGCUGUCCUUCCCCAGGGGCAGCAGUUUGUAUUUCCCUUUGCUCUCAAGCCCACUUAGCUCCCCCUAGAUGCCAGCAUCACCACUGGUGCCACUUAUCCCAGCUUGGUGGCACUGCUGAAGAUGCUGAGCCCUGGGACACGCUGCCAGCAGGGUGCUGUGCUGCUGCCUGUGACUAAGCUGUUGUGC
Coturnix japonica (Japanese quail) is the source of this 3294-nucleotide messenger RNA. RefSeq lists its product as uncharacterized. Gene Ontology annotation, cellular component: cell-cell junction; membrane. The record is from RefSeq and is a predicted model, not a curated record. NCBI's taxonomy places the organism in Eukaryota, Metazoa, Chordata, Aves, Galliformes, Phasianidae.